Copidosoma floridanum is the source of this 505-nucleotide messenger RNA. RefSeq names its product reduction of Rh1 (gene roh). Lineage: Eukaryota; Metazoa; Arthropoda; Insecta; Hymenoptera; Encyrtidae. The record is from RefSeq and is a predicted model, not a curated record.
AUGGCGGAGAGUUGAUUCUGUUCUGCUUUCUGUUGGACGAACCUAUCUGUUUAUCAACUGGCUAUAUUUUUCCCAACGAAGACGAGGACAGUAAUUUUUUAUUCUUUUUCAUAUUCAAACCAUAGCAGUAACAAUGGCUGAUGAAGUUUCAAGGCCAAUGAGAUUUCCCUACACUUAUACAGCCAAAAUCGCACAGUUCCCAUAUAAAUUUUACUUCAAACAUAGCUGGGGUUUCAAAUACUGGGUAAUAGCUUCAGUGUUAUGUCUUCCCGUAUUUUACAAAUUACAGAAGAUGUCAUACUCUCCCGAAAACGUCAAGAAUUGGGACGAAAUUCACAGAAAAGAAUUUUACGGUGGAGAUCAUCAUUAGUUGCGUUGUGUUGAAUACUAGUAUGAUUCAACUGUCAAGUUGAAAUAAUCUUAAAUGAAAUGUCAUUAUGAAAUAAAAUAAUAAAUCAGCUGUAAUUGGCAAACAUCAGAAAAUAAAUAAACGUUUGAUUUUAAA